AUGUCCGCAGCUGCGCUGUGUCCGUUCCUGCUGUAGGAUAGUGCUGCGCUCGCCGUUGAGUGAUAAGCCACAGCAGGCUGUUACACGCAGAAAAGGCCCUGAGACCAAGCACGCUUUCUUGCAACUAAACAAAUCGCCCAGGGCGACAGGUUUCAGCCUUUGAUUGUGCUAACAGUACGCGCGCAGUAUGGUAUUCGGCAUUGCACAACGGCCGCCCGCAAUUAUUGGAAAUCUCCCCGAGGAUAACCGAGUACCGACGUAUGUCGAAUCCAUUGCCUGCUGGAAGGUUAUGGGCGAGUAAGCCUAUUGACCGCCAACAGAGAGUGUAUCAAAUGAAAGCCAGCAUAAACCAAAGGCUCAUAGAAAGCGGAGAGCGAGACCGGUUAAAGGAGUUGCUGAGGACGAGACUAAUAGAAUGCGGUUGGAAGGACCAGUUGAAAGCAUACUGCAAAGAAAUCAUCAGAGAAAAGGGCGUAGAAAACGUGUCUGUCGAUGACCUUAUUGCAGCAGUCACCCCUAGAGGAAGAGCUACUGUGCCAGACAUCAUCAAACGUGAACUUCUUCACCAGAUCAAGAAUUUCCUAAUGGAUCAAGGAGGUAGUUGACUCCAUGGCUCAAGACCGCCCACGUAAAAAUGCGCUUGAUUGCGCAACUUGUGGCUUAGGACAAGCCACGUCGGAAUGCGCUUGAUUGCGCUUCAUGCGCAGCUUUUAUCACAAGACUAAUGGAGAACAUUAUUCGUUGACGCAUGCGUGAUGCUGUAUGAUAAACUUACGUUUAUGUGAA
Messenger RNA from Dermacentor albipictus, 786 nucleotides. Its product is annotated as transcription and mRNA export factor ENY2-like. The record is from RefSeq and is a predicted model, not a curated record. Gene Ontology annotation, molecular function: chromatin binding; transcription coactivator activity. Gene Ontology annotation, biological process: positive regulation of DNA-templated transcription; regulation of transcription by RNA polymerase II; poly(A)+ mRNA export from nucleus. Gene Ontology annotation, cellular component: SAGA complex; nuclear pore; DUBm complex. Lineage: Eukaryota; Metazoa; Arthropoda; Arachnida; Ixodida; Ixodidae.